Messenger RNA from Canis lupus familiaris (dog), 2437 nucleotides. RefSeq names its product zinc finger protein 2 homolog. The transcript is spliced from 5 exons. Bases 140 to 2272 code for a protein of 710 amino acids. Lineage: Eukaryota; Metazoa; Chordata; Mammalia; Carnivora; Canidae. Gene Ontology annotation, molecular function: DNA-binding transcription factor activity, RNA polymerase II-specific; RNA polymerase II cis-regulatory region sequence-specific DNA binding. Gene Ontology annotation, biological process: regulation of cytokine production; negative regulation of transcription by RNA polymerase II; regulation of immune system process. The record is from RefSeq and is a predicted model, not a curated record.
CGGGCUGCUCGUUUGUAGGGUGGUUGGGCUCUUGUGGCAGGGCGGUGAGCCCCGGGAUCUGUCUCCGAGGCCGCGCUCCGCGCCCGCGGGUUCCAGGCCGCUGAGCCCGAGGCCAGCCUGAGUGUGUGGGGAGCACGUGAUGGGGCGUGAGCGCAGCCCCCGACCUUGGUGGGGGCGCAAGGGGCUCCGCGGGCGUGACCGUGACCGUGGCCGCGCAGCGGGGAGUGCGAGGGCCUCCCCCCGGGGUCCCCCCUGCAGGCUGCCCCUGAGCCCCAGCAGCAGGACCCGCGCCCCUGGGCCUGGCCUGGGGCCCGGGAGGCUGCAGAGCCGCGCACGGCCGGGGGAACGCUGCCGAGGGCGCCUGGAGACCCCUGCCCCGAAGGUGCAGAUGGAGACCCCUGCCCCGAAGCCCCGGGAGACAGCUCUUCCUAGAGAAGAGGACAUGGCCAAGACACAAGUAAUGCUGAGGACUUUGCUUUCUUUGCAGGACCCAGUGACAUUCCAGGAUGUGGCUGUAGAAUUCACUCAGGAAGAGUGGGAGCACCUGGGCACUACUCAGAAGGCACUGUACCGAGAAGUCAUGCUGGAGAACUACAGGAGCCUGGCCUCCCUGGGGUGCCAGGAUUUCAAGCCUGAUGUGAUCUCCCAGCUGGAGCAAGGCAGAUCACCAUGGAUGGUGUGGAGGGACAUCCCUAGAGACCCCUCUCCAGACCAAGAGACCAGAUCUAGAACUGCAAAGUCAAAUUUGAAGCAACUAAUUUCUGAAGAAUUUUCCCAGGGCAUGGUAAUCAACAAAGGUAAAAGGAAUGGAAUCUGUUACUCCACCAGAGAAGUCCUAGAAUCUCUUAGUUGUUUAGAGAGCCAUCCAGGGCAGAUGGCAUUUACCCGUAAGAAAAUCCUGACUCAGGAGAACAUUCUUGAAGAUGCUGGAUUUGAGUGUGGACAGCAGUCAGACUUUGUUACUCAAAGCACAAUUCCUUCAGGGAAAACAAAGUAUAAAGAUGACAGUUAUGGCAGCAGCUUUUCACAUAACCUAAAUCUAAGUAAUCAUCAGAGAAUCUACACAUGUGAAAAGCUAUACAAAUGUGAUCAAUGUGGGAAAGACUUUAGCUGUGGUCUGGAUCUCACUCAACACCAGAGUACACAUACUGGAGUUAACUCAUACCUUAUUAGAUACCAGAAAUUUGGUGCUAGAGAAAAGCCCUUCAAAUGCAGAAAUUGUGACAAAUCUUUUAGCAGGGGUACACACCUUAUACAACAUGAAAGAUGUCACACAGGAGAGCGACCAUAUGAGUGUAAUGUAUGUGGGAAGUCCUUCAGCUGGGACUCGUCCCUUAUUCUACAUCAGAGAACUCAUACUGGAGAAAAACGCUAUGAGUGUAGUGAAUGUGGGAAGGCCUUCAGCCAAAGUACAUGCCUCACACAGCAUCAGAGGAUUCAUACAGGAGAGAAACCUUAUGAAUGUAAUCAGUGUGGGAAGACCUUUAGCCAAAGUUCACAUCUAACUCUGCAUCAGAAAACUCAUACUGGGGAGAAACCCUAUGAAUGCAAUCAGUGUGGCAAAGCCUUUAUUCAGAGCAUUCAACUUACUCUGCAUCUAAGAACUCAUUCUGGAGAGAAACCUUAUGAAUGUACUGAAUGUGGUAAGACCUAUAGUCAUAGCUCAUCCCUAAUGCAGCACAAGAGGAUUCAUACUGGAGAAAAACCCUUUGAAUGUAAAGAAUGUGGGAAAGCCUUUACCCAGAGCAUUCAGCUUACUUUACAUCUGAGAACACAUACUGGAGAGAAACCCUAUAAAUGUACUGAAUGUGGCAAAGCCUAUAGUCAUAGGUCAUCCCUUAUUCAACAUAAGAGGAUCCAUACUGGAGAAAAACCCUUUGAAUGUAAUGAAUGUGGGAAAGCUUUCCGAUGGAACACACACCUUACUCAACACCAGAGAAUUCAUACUGGAGAGAAACCUUACAAGUGCAAAAAAUGUGACAAAUCUUUCAGCAGAAGUACACACCUUAAUCAACAUCAGAGAAUUCAUACUGAAGGGAAACCCUACAAGUGUAACGAGUGUGGGAAGACUUUUGGUCAGAGUGUGUAUCUGAUUCAACAUCAGAGGAUGCAUACUGGAGAAAAACCCUAUCAAUGUGAGGAAUGUGGAAAGGCCUUCACUGUAAAUGCAUACCUUGUUCAACAUCAAAGGAUUCACAAGAGAAAUAAACCUUUAUUAUGUGCCAGUCACAAAGAAAUUCUGACUGGAGAGAAAUUCAACAAAUGUAUUUAAUGUGGGAAAAUUUUCAGCAUAAGCACAGGCAUUCCUCAACAUGAAUAAAUUAAUAAAAGAGAGAACUCCUAUAAAUAUAACUGUGGAAAAUAUUUCACUUCUACCAUGCCACAAAUGCUAGAAUACUAAUAUGUUCAUCAUAAAGAAAACUAAGAAAGUGGAAAA